Loxodonta africana (African savanna elephant) is the source of this 1244-nucleotide messenger RNA. RefSeq names its product chromosome 3 C1orf210 homolog (gene C3H1orf210). The transcript is spliced from 4 exons. The record is from RefSeq and is a predicted model, not a curated record. Bases 343 to 657 code for a protein of 104 amino acids. NCBI's taxonomy places the organism in Eukaryota, Metazoa, Chordata, Mammalia, Proboscidea, Elephantidae.
UUCUGGCUGGGGACUCAGUGUGCGAGGUAUUGCAACAACAUACAGGUGUGAACUUCCUAGCCCUGGAACUCUCCUUCCAGGCUUACGUGACACCUGCCACCAGAGUAUUUCCACACGAGAACUCCCCCAACACUCUCAGGAUCUCAGGUACUCUCCUAGCCUGGAUCCUCCUCCCCUAGGUACUCCUCUGAUUCAAGUGCCCCACCUGCUGAUAUUCUCCAGCACUAACUGCUCCUCUUCCAGGAUUCUGUACCCUGGGGCUGCCUGGCAUCUGGAGGUUUCCUUGGAGCCAGGACUGUUUCUGGCAGAGGGCAAGGCUCACCAGUGCCUUCAGACUCCACCAUGAGUGAGACAAACCAAACAACACCAGCCAUGUCCCCUGGACCGGGCACUGGGGCCCGGGCGUGGCCUGUGCUGGUAGGGGUUGUGCUGGGCGCUGUGGUCCUCUCUCUUCUCAUUGCACUUGCUGCCAAAUGCCACCUCUGCCGCCAAUACCGUGCCAGCUACCAGCACCGCCAUCUGCCUGAGACAGGGAAGAAGAACUGCCCAGAGGUGGGUGAAGAUGACGAUGAUGAUGGCUUCAUCGAGGACAAUUACAUUCAGCCUGGGGCCGGUGGGGUGGGACCAGAAGGUAGCAGGGAUCACUUCUCCCUCUAGUCCUGACCUCUGGGUCCCCUCUCCCCAUAUCUGACAGCUUAAGGAUAGUAGGAACUACAUGGGAGCUGUGAGCCUCAGGGAUAGCAGUGGCUAGGGUUUAAGGGUAGAACAGGGCGGGGCACUCUGCCUUUCCCUUACCCCUGCCCAAACUCAUCCUCCACACUGGCCACCAAAGUGACAGUGACCCUCUCCUGCUCAGUAACCUUCAGUGGCUCCCUGCUGUUCUCAGGAUAAAGUCCAUUAAGGGCCUAAGUAUGGAAAUAAGGCCCUUUGUAAUCAGGCCCCUGUCAGCCUCUUGCCUUUCUUGCCUUUCCUUACUUUAUUUUCUGCUUAACUGUUUGUUACUCCCCCGUGCACCAAGCUGCUUUUCCAUGUGCCUUUGUUCAUGCUGUUCCCCUGCCUAGACUCCCUUUCCCUUCUUCCCCUGACAAAUCCUCUGAAAGCAAUGAAAAACCCUGGCCAAUAGAUCCCAUGUGGCUGGCCUACCUGCCAGCAUUUCAAAUGUGCCCAGAUGGUAACAUUUGAGCAGUUAAAAACCAGUGCUAAAUUUCUUACUGAAAUUUUUUCCUAGCCAAUAAAGUAGGUGA